AAAGUUUGAACAAAAAUUUAUUGUCACUUUUAUUUCAGACGAAUUACCUUAAUCUAAACAAAGUGAUUGCUUGAGAAGGCGGGAAAAUUUGUGGCGCGAUGUUCUCUGUUUGAAUUGAAGGGAACAAGUGAAAAGCGAGCGAGGCAGAAUUUUCUUUCAAAAUGUUCCUUAUGUACGUUGCGUUGAAAAUUAUAUGCCUCGUACAAAUGAAAUGAAACAAGAGUUCACUUGUUUACGCGGCCACUCUUUUCUUUUCAAUGUUGACUUCAAGAGUCGAGUUCUUCUGAUACAAAUCGACUUUGUUCGUCUCUACAUGUAAGCUAAGUUAAGCUUAUGUAACAGAAUUUUUUCGUAGAAAAUAGUAAGAACAAAUAUUUCCAACUACCGUUUGAAUUGAGAAUGGAGAGGUGAAGCCGCAUUUGAUUCUCUUCAAUUAUUUCAGAGCAAGCGACAAAAGACGAGGCAUUGCGGCUGAAAAAGCAGAGGCACAGAAAAGACUGUUAACACAACCGAAAAGGAGCGAAUACGCCAUGUCGGAACUGGAAAAAAAGAAGAUGAUUUUAAAUAAACGCCGAACGGAACUUAAAGACAGGCUGACUCAUAUAAGAAGAGAAGCAGCAAGAGAAGAAUUUGAGAACAUGAACAUGGGAAACUUUCGUAGGAUUUAUCCCCCCGAAGACAAAACGAGAAGAGAAAAGUAUAACGGCUUGUUAGCUGAUGCCUUCAAGCUCUUCCUGUCAGGUAAGUAUAAUAAAACCGCAGUUCAAAUAUGA
This is a messenger RNA of Orbicella faveolata, 773 nucleotides long. Its product is annotated as tubulin polyglutamylase TTLL7-like. Gene Ontology annotation, cellular component: ciliary basal body. Gene Ontology annotation, biological process: protein polyglutamylation; microtubule cytoskeleton organization. Gene Ontology annotation, molecular function: tubulin-glutamic acid ligase activity; tubulin binding. Lineage: Eukaryota; Metazoa; Cnidaria; Anthozoa; Scleractinia; Merulinidae. The record is from RefSeq and is a predicted model, not a curated record.